This is a messenger RNA of Lottia gigantea (owl limpet), 966 nucleotides long. RefSeq lists its product as hypothetical. The annotation marks the transcript as partial. The record is from RefSeq and is a predicted model, not a curated record. NCBI's taxonomy places the organism in Eukaryota, Metazoa, Mollusca, Gastropoda, Lottiidae. The transcript is spliced from 6 exons.
CCAACAUUAAAACAGCUAGUAAGAGGAGGUAUACCAGAUCAAUAUAGAAAACAGAUCUGGAGACAGUUAGUGUACAGUAGAGUACAGGAUAUUAUUACAGAGAAAGGACCACAUUAUUAUAGAAACUUAUGUAACAUGUUGCCAGAUUCACCUGUAACAAGAUACAGGAAACAGAUAUCAUUAGAUUUAAUGAGAACUAUGCCUAGUAAUGUUAAAUUUGCUACUUCAGGCUCAAGAGGGAUUAUGGAUUUACAAGAUGUUCUGCUGGCCUUCUGUAUACACAGUCCUGAUAUUGGCUAUUGCCAGGGAAUGAACUUUAUUGUUGGCAUGGCACUCCUAUUUAUGGAUGCUCAUGAUGCAUUUUGGACAUUGGUAGCUGUUACAGAGAGAUAUUUCACUAGCAAUUAUUUUGAUCAUAAUUUAGUGGGAGCCCAGGCUGAUCAACAAGUCUUAAAAGAUAUAGUAGCAGAGAAACUCUCUACAACAUCUAAACAUUUAGAUGCUAUUGACAUCGAAAUAUCGACUGUGACGUUAAAUUGGUUCCUAGCUAUAUAUUUUGAUGCUGUUCCUUUUAUGGUAAGUAAUACAUUGUUAAGAAUAUGGGAUUGUUUUCUGAUGGAAGGACCAAAGGUUUUAUUCCGAUUCUGUCUAGCUAUAUUAAAGAUGAAUGAAAGAGAGAUUCUAAUGAAGAAUGAUACUAUUAGUGUAAUGAGACAUCUGAAAUCUUGUGCUAAAAUAACUUAUGAUAUUGAAGGUUUGAUUAAGAUUGCAUUUGAAGAUUUAAGGCCCUUUCCUCAUCGCCAGGCCAUUAAAAGUAAACAAGCAUUUUAUUUGACUUCAUUAAAAGAGAAGUAUAAGAGAAGAGAAUUACAGAAGAUGGCUUUUGCUGAACGUGAACAAAUGGUGAGUUUGAAUGCACAGUUAAAGAUGGGUUCCAUUAUUUUCAUUUAUGACUUUUAUGAAUAG